CCGCCCUCUUCCCAGCUCCGGCUCCGCCACCAGCUCCGGCCUCGGCUCCCCCUCCCAGAGCCCCCUCCCCGGAGCGGAGCCCACCCGAGGGCCCCUCUCCCGCCCCCCCAAGCCCAGCCACCCGGCCAGAACAUCAGCCCCGGGGGGCAGACCCCUUCCAGCCUGCCUCCCACCAGCCCAGCCCUGCCAGACGCCCCCAAAGCAUGAAUCUCUUCCGAUUCCUGGGAGACCUCUCCCACCUCUUAGCCAUCAUCCUGCUACUGCUCAAAAUCUGGAAGUCCCGCUCUUGUGCCGGGAUUUCAGGGAAGAGCCAGGUCCUGUUUGCUGUGGUGUUCACUGCCCGAUACCUGGACCUCUUCACCAACUACAUCUCACUGUACAACACGUGCAUGAAGGUGGUCUACAUUGCCUGUUCCUUCACCACAGUCUGGAUGAUUUACAGCAAGUUCAAAGCCACUUAUGAUGGGAAUCACGACACAUUCCGGGUGGAGUUCCUUGUUGUUCCCACGGCCAUCCUGGCGUUCCUGGUCAACCAUGACUUCACCCCUCUAGAGAUCCUCUGGACCUUCUCCAUCUACCUGGAGUCGGUAGCCAUCCUGCCCCAGCUGUUCAUGGUGAGCAAGACGGGGGAGGCCGAGACCAUCACCAGCCACUACUUGUUCGCGCUGGGCGUCUACCGCACGCUCUAUCUCUUCAACUGGAUCUGGCGUUACCACUUCGAGGGCUUCUUCGACCUCAUCGCCAUUGUGGCGGGCCUAGUCCAGACUGUCCUCUACUGCGAUUUCUUCUACCUCUACAUCACCAAAGUCCUGAAGGGGAAGAAGCUGAGUUUGCCGGCGUAGCCCUGAGCCCGGCCAUCCCUCUCCUCGGCGGCCCCGCGAGAGGCAGAGGAAGGCAGCGAAAGACAAAGAGCCUUCCCGUCCAGGGGUGACUUUUUAAAGAACCAACCUCUCCACACUCCCCAGCCCCCCUCCUGCCGGGUUUCAGGGGGGCGGUGGAGGACCCAAGUCUUGGGGAGCUCAGGACCUGGGGUGUUUGUAGUUUUUUGCCUUUUAGAGAAGAAGAAAAAAAAAAAUCUUUCCACUAUUUAGUUUUUGAUUCUGAUGACUCCCUUCUCUUCUACUCUCUGGCCCCCCAUUUUUACAAACUGCUUUUGAGUGUCCUGUGGGGUGGGGCAGGGUUGGAGAUCUUUUCCCUCCCCCAAGCCCCUCGGCUUCCUUCCAGAUCCUACCCCCAGCCCGCCAGUUGCCAAACACUAACCUUGCACACACCCACCUGUCUGACCUCCCACCAUGGCCAAGAACACAGCCUCCCCGCCAACGCCCCCCCCCAAGUUCAGGACUGGGGAGAGGGAGGAGGGGAGGAACGGGCUCCCUGAUUUUUCAAGAUAAUUUUUUUCCAGAGUUUGGGUUUUUUGAUCUUGCCCUCAUUUUUUGACAAUUUGGGGGAGGUGGGGGUGAGGGGGCCGGACGUGGCAAAGGGGGUUGGCCUGAGGGUCCCUGUGGCUCAUCAGCCACAUUUUUGUACAGAAUUGAUGGUUGAUUCUUUGUUUUCUUGAAAUAAACCGAGGAAAAUGAUGCCUCUUUCGCUA
Lutra lutra (Eurasian river otter) is the source of this 1591-nucleotide messenger RNA. It is a transcript of the gene KDELR1, whose product is annotated as KDEL endoplasmic reticulum protein retention receptor 1. Gene Ontology annotation, molecular function: ER lumen protein retrieval receptor activity. The record is from RefSeq and is a predicted model, not a curated record. Gene Ontology annotation, cellular component: cis-Golgi network; membrane; endoplasmic reticulum. Gene Ontology annotation, biological process: protein retention in ER lumen; endoplasmic reticulum to Golgi vesicle-mediated transport. Bases 204 to 842 code for a protein of 212 amino acids. The transcript is spliced from 5 exons. Lineage: Eukaryota; Metazoa; Chordata; Mammalia; Carnivora; Mustelidae.